GAAAAGCACCACCUUGACGCCGGCGGGUAUAAGUUUGAUAGGAGAAACAUGUUGGUUGGUCUGGGAGGGCUGUAUGGAUAUGGGGCUAUAACCAAUCCACUCGCCUUCGCGGAGCCCAUCAGCGCAUCGAAAUGCGGCCCGGUCCAACUGCCCAAGACCGCUGACCAGUCGCUGAACUGUUGCCCCCCGUUGCCCGGCGGGGAAGCAAACAUAGUUGACUUCAAGCUCCCAUACCGGCCCACCACUAUGCGAGUCAGACCGGCGGCCCAUUUGGCGGCUAACGAUGAGGCGUACGUGGAGAAGUUCACCAGAGCCGUUGACCUCAUGAAAGCACUUCCCGACGACGACCCCCGGAGCUUCCGU
Messenger RNA from Cuscuta epithymum, 363 nucleotides. NCBI's taxonomy places the organism in Eukaryota, Viridiplantae, Streptophyta, Magnoliopsida, Solanales, Convolvulaceae. The record is from the annotation of a GenBank genome assembly.